GGCUUCAGCUCCAAAUACCUGCAGCUGCCAGUGUGACAGUAUUGAAGACAUUUUGUCAUGUGGAACCAAGGUUGCGGUCGGCCCUCGGAUGGGAUGCUCGGCCACAAAGCGCUGAACUGUAAUAAGUAUUCCUUCUCCCCGGUGUCGCCACAGAGGACAACUCUUGUGAUUUUGCCGUGCACGGUGUCUCAGCUGCUGUCUGCUUCUCGAGGGGGUGACAGGACCUUUACAAUCUGCAACUGGGAACUCAACCAGGUGUCUGUAGUGGGCGUCAUCCGAGGCUCGGCUGCCUUUGUGACAAACAUCCAGUACUCCGUGGAUGACAUGACUGGUCCACCUUUAAAUGUGAAGCAGUGGGUUAACACAGAGGCCGGUGCUGUGGUGAGGUGUGCUUCUCCUGGAACAUACGUGAAGGUGACUGGAAGCCUACGCAGUUUGGAUGGUCAAAGGUCAUUGCUUGCAAUGGACAUUCGUUGUAUCGAGGACCUGAAUGAGAUCACGUCCCACAUGUUGGAAGUGGUACAAGCACAUCUGCAGCUUUUUGGAAAGGCAUUUGAUGUGAAUAUGAAUACCACUGUCAGCCAUGGUGGCAGUGAACAUCCUGAAGAUGUCUUACCAAAUGGUUUGUCCACCAUCCAGGGUCCGGUAAGUGAAAUGGGUUUAAAGGUUCAGGUCACCCAUUAUGUUCCACAAUUUGUGUUUAGUGCAAGUCCUCAUUUCCCUAGUGUAUAUUGA
This is a messenger RNA of Etheostoma cragini (Arkansas darter), 735 nucleotides long. RefSeq names its product replication protein A 32 kDa subunit-A-like. Gene Ontology annotation, cellular component: site of double-strand break; DNA replication factor A complex; chromosome, telomeric region. The coding region runs from base 58 to 735 and encodes 225 amino acids. The record is from RefSeq and is a predicted model, not a curated record. NCBI's taxonomy places the organism in Eukaryota, Metazoa, Chordata, Actinopteri, Perciformes, Percidae. Gene Ontology annotation, biological process: nucleotide-excision repair; double-strand break repair via homologous recombination; DNA replication. The transcript has 7 exons.